AGGCGGGACGUAAACAGAGCUGCAGAGAGGAGCUAGUCGUCGGUCGGAGAACGGCUGGAAGCGCCGCCGUCUUUGUGUUUUUUUGCGAAAACACGGUUCUUUAGAGAAGAACAUUUCUUUCCGACUUCAGCUACAGUGAUAGCUAAGUUUGGAAAGGAGGGAAAGAAGUAAAAGCCGUGUUUCUCAUUAUUUCACUCUGUUUCUGAAUGCAGAGAUAGCCGUUGACCUCCUUUACAAAAGAGGGGAGCCUUUAUUAUUAGAAGGAGAAAAAAAACCUUUCUAGUUUUUUCUGGCAUUCUGCAAAAACUAAAGAUGGAUAACUCUGGACACAAGAAAACACGCUGUGAAUCUAUCCGAGAUUUCUUCACUUCAGCAAAAUUCCUUAUUUACAUGGGACAUGCUCUGUCAACAUGGGGUGACCGCAUGUGGAACUUCGCUGUGUCUGUUUUCCUGGUGGAGCUCUAUGGGAACAGCCUGCUCCUCACAGCCGUGUAUGGGCUGGUGGUGGCCGGCUCCGUGCUCCUGCUGGGGGCCAUCAUUGGUGACUGGGUAGACAAAAACCCGAGACUUAAAGUGGCUCAGACUUCGCUGCUUGUGCAGAACAGUUGUGUCAUCCUGUGCGGCGUCCUCCUGAUGCUUGUUUUCCAGUUCAAAGAGCAGCUCAUGGAGCUUUACAAUGGAUGGAUUCUGACUGUCUGCUACAUUCUGGUCAUAACCAUCGCCAACAUCGCCAACCUGGCCAGCACGGCAACGGCAAUCACCAUCCAGAGGGACUGGGUGGUGGUUGUUGCUGGUCAGGACAGCAGCAGGCUUGCAGACAUGAAUGCAACCGUGCGGAUUAUUGACCAACUGACAAACAUCCUGGCGCCAAUGUUAGUUGGUCAGAUAAUGACUUUUGGCUCCCAUUUUGUUGGGUGUGGCUUUAUAUCGGGCUGGAACCUGUGUUCCAUGUGUGUGGAGUACGCGCUGCUCUGGAAGGUGUACCAGAAGACUCCUGCACUGGCGGAGAAAGCCGGGCAAAAGGAGCAGGAGCUCAAACAGCUCGGCCCCUCAAGAGAUGUGGAGAACGGUCAGAGUCCUGAAGAAUCAUCUCAGCCGCUCAUGAAUGAAACAGCAGUAGUGACCAGCCCCGACUCCCCCAAGAAGGAGGGCUGCUGCUACCAGGUAGCUGAACCCAUGCGCACCUUCAAGGCUGGCUGGGUGGCCUACUACAACCAGAACAUCUUCUUGGCUGGCAUGUCAUUGGCCUUCCUGUACAUGACGGUACUCGGCUUUGACUGCAUCACCACGGGCUACGCCUACACCCAGGGCCUCAGUGGCUCCGUGCUCAGCCUGCUGAUGGGAGCGUCAGCCAUCUCCGGCAUCUGCGGCACUGUUGCCUUCACUUGGAUUCGCAAGAAGUGCGGCUUGAUUCGCACAGGCUUCAUCUCCGGUGUAGCACAGCUCUCCUGCCUCAUGCUGUGCAUCGCGUCCGUCUUUGCCCCAGGAAGUGUCUUCGACCUCAGCAUUUCACCCUUCCAGGACCUUUACACCCACCUAAUGGGGGAGCAGUCCCUGCCAGAAGCUGACCACAACCUCAUCAGUCUGAACGUCACCACGGUCGCACCAGCUGAAGAGAUGCCACCCCUGCAGUCCUACAUGUCUGUCAGUCUGCUGUUUGCCGGUGUCAUUGCUGCUAGAGUUGGUUUAUGGUCUUUCGACCUGACAGUGACCCAGCUCAUCCAGGAGAAUGUGAUCGAGUCAGAGCGAGGUGUGAUCAACGGCGUCCAGAACUCCAUGAAUUACCUCUUAGACCUGCUGCAUUUCGUCAUGGUGAUUCUGGCUCCGAACCCCGAGGCCUUCGGCCUGCUGGUCAUCAUCUCCGUCUCUUUCGUGGCCUUAGGUCACCUCAUGUAUUUCCGAUUUGCCUUCAAAAGCCUCGGCAGCCGCCUCUUCCUCUGCUGUUCGCCGGAGCAGAAGGUGGAGACGGUUGACAGCCUCUCACUUCCUACCACCGUCUAAACCACGUUAAAGAGACUCGUUUAAACUUACAGAGCCUAACCCUACUCUGCAUCCGACAUUUCUUACUAACAUCGCUGCGUGUAGACGGCAGUCAGCUUAUACUAACCAGAGUAACCUAACAUGCUAUCCAUAGCUAUGAAUAAAGUGCUUAUCAGUAGGAGAAACAGAUGCAUACUCAGAGCAGGGUUUCAGUAAAGCUUUCGACUAGGAAACUGGGAUUUGGAUCCCAGUGAAGAUAUCGGGAGAUUCUGCAAACGUCUGUUAGCCUGAUUGCAGCUGCAAAGAUGUUUAAUAGGUGCUACAGCUUGUAGACAAGCAGGACAAGGGAGAGUCCUUGCAGGGAAGCAGGCGCCGCCGCGGCUUACUUCUGAAGAUGACGCGUGAGAAGAAAUGAAAAAGAAUAGCCUUUAUUUUGAGAGUUUCUUCUGCCGCUGCUGGGUCUCUUCACUAUAUCACUAACAGGCUUCUUUAUUUUUUUUUGCAUAUGUGCUAUAGAGAUACUUUCAUUAAGAGCAGUGGAUGUCUUUCUGAAGAAGACAAGGGGGAUACUAUUAACAUAACCAAAAUGGGGAUGCAGUCUCUUUAAUAGCGUUUUUUAAGGGUUUCCCGUUUAGCUGUAUUUAUUCAAGAAACCCAGGCGGUGGUUUUCAUAAUAGCAGUAUUGUUCUACUUUACUUUGUGCCAUAAGAAACAAGAGAGAACUGUUGUGCGCCCAAUCAAUGGCUCUCAAUAACCAAAGUACAUAUGCAUUUUUUAUAAAAAGGAAGUGAGGGAAAUCUGUUUUUCAUCUUAAGCAUUCCAAACAUACACAUUCACAUUUGGUGGCUUUAGCACAACUUCAUAUAAAUACCCAUUUGAAGAUUGUUGUUCAUUUUUUUUCUUGCCAGCUUAUCUAAAAUCGAUGAUUAUUUUUCCUUCUGUUGUGAUUGUGGUUACUCAGGCACUUUAAGUGAUUGACAUCUGUCAUUACACAGCUAAUGCAUGAUCAGGCAUUAGUACAACUUUUCGUUUUGCACAAGGUCGAAGUCCUCAACCACCCCCUAUCUACUGCACAGUCUCAUUUAAGUCAUGUGUCAUCUGAGAAUAGGACCGGUAGUUUAAAAAAGAAGGCACAUACCGGCUGCAGCACAUGUUCAUGAGGAAAUACCUACCAUUCCCUGAAACUAGUCAGCAAUAUUUCACGGCUACCAACAAUAUGCUGUGGUUUUUAAUAUUUUAUUUUUUUGUUUUUUGCUGCUGAGCGUUCAUAGAUGGAACAAUUUUCUCAAGUGAAGUUUUGGCCAAUUGUGCUAUAAACUUUGGCUUCUUGUGUUAAAUGUAGUGUUUGAAAUGGUACCCCCCAAUUGGUUUUUCUUUGUUGGAAGUGAUUUGCAGAUUAGAGUUGUCUGAAAAAUGAUGUUGCAACAACUUAUUAUGAGCAAACUUUUUUUUUUUUUUAAAGACGGUUGGAAAAAGUACCAUAGCUUUUAUUUGUUUUCUCAAAUUCUCUGUAAGAUCCUUUUAGACCAAUCUUUAAUCUCUGAGCUGAGUUCCUCAUUUAUCACGUCCAUAUGUAGAAAUAUCUACAAGCAUCUAAAGUGGCUUUAUUUGUUUAUUUCUUUUUGAAGCCUUAAUGAAACUUGCCUUGACAGCUGUGGAACGCACACAUGUUGAAAAGCUACACUCACUACACAGCCACCAACACUUGGCUACUUAAGUGACAAAGCAGUGGCCAGUCUGAGCACGCUCAGUUGUGGUGAGCUGGAAGCAGAAAUUGCCACGGCAGAUAUACUUGAACAGCGUUUCACUUCAUGGCAUUGAGUCUAUUUGCAGGCAUACUGCUAAAAACCUCACUUGAAAUAGGAUCAGAUUUUUGCAACUAUAGCAGCUCAGAGAGCAGUUCAAUUCAGGAAUCUCACAUAAAACUAUUCAAACUUCUAUUUUGUAAUGCAGAUGACAUUUAUGAGCCAUUAUACAUACUUCAGUGUAUAAUUGGAAAGAAAUAUAUAUCUAUAAAAAGUGUGUUCUGUUGUAAUUCUGUUUGUCAUGCAUUUUCUGUUUUUAUAUUUUUAUAUACCUUGUGUUUAAGGCGCACCAGUUUGAGAAUUUCUUUAAAGCUCUUGAAAAUUUGUAUCAGGCAUUUACUGCAUGAUGUUUGAAUAUCUAAUACACUCCUUUAAUCUUUAUUUGUGAUAAAGUACUCGUGCACAUACAGUAUUAUUGUAGAUUGAUGGGCAAGACCUCGAAAUCACGAAGAAAUCAAAAUGAUUGCUGGUAAAUAAUCUCACUCCUGUAGUUACUAUGAACAUGUGGAUGUUGUUGCAUAGAUAUCAAAAUAAAAAGAAGUAUUUAGAAA
Oryzias latipes (Japanese medaka) is the source of this 4336-nucleotide messenger RNA. RefSeq names its product solute carrier family 40 member 1 (gene slc40a1). Gene Ontology annotation, molecular function: iron ion transmembrane transporter activity; peptide hormone binding. Gene Ontology annotation, biological process: iron ion transmembrane transport. The record is from RefSeq and is a predicted model, not a curated record. Gene Ontology annotation, cellular component: basolateral plasma membrane. NCBI's taxonomy places the organism in Eukaryota, Metazoa, Chordata, Actinopteri, Beloniformes, Adrianichthyidae.